UCCAGUGCUUCCUGCUGUCCGUGACCGUCGCCUUCGACGCAGGGUGCAUCCGGCUGUCUGUGUCUCGAGAGCCCUCCAGAAUGCCCAAGAAGGCGGCUAAAGAAGACGAGCACGCAUGGGUGUUCGAUUCACUCGUGGAUUUCCUCCGGGGUCCGCUCUGGAACAUUCCGAUCAUGAACUUCAUCGAAGAGAGGUCGAUGUUAUUCGAACCUGACGGAGCCAACAGCAAGGCCUACAAGAAGGUUCACGAUGACUACAAGAACCUGGUGGAUCUGAUGCUGGGUUCCUACAUGGAAGACAUCGGCAUCACGCCAGAGCAGUUCGAGAAGGCCUGCAGCAACGCGGCCGCCGAGAUGAAGUCCAAGUUCCACCAGCUGCAGUUCGAGCAGCUGUGGGCGGCCGACGACUUCGACAUGUUCCAGAGGAUGAUGAUCCGCACCAACAUCGAGCUGCAGUUGCAGGCGCUGGAGCUGCUGCAGCACCGCCACGGCGUCAUCCCGGCCAGCUUCCUGCCGGGCGACGUUAGCGAGCAGGAGCGCCGCAUCCUGGAGGAGGUGACGCGCCGCUCGCUGGAGGACCAGGGCGGCAGCGUGGACGGCGACACCCGCGCCCUCGAGGAGGCCAUCGUCAGCACCGAGCAGACCAAGCAGCAACUGCGGGCCGGCCGCGACCGCGAGCAGGAGAUCAUCAACAGCACCAUGAAACUGUCCAUCUCCGACCCGCCGCAGGCCGCGCCGCAAACGGCGGCUGAUAAAAUCUCGCCCGAGGAGCUGAAGAGAAGGCAGGAGUACCUGCGUCAGCAGCGGGACAAGCUUCUGCUGAUGAAGAGAGCAGAACGUGAGAAGAUGCUGGCGGCAGAGGGAGAGUCCAAACAGGCGAGACCCAAGUCUUCACGCGCGGCGCGGUCGGCCAUGGCCGGCAAAGUCGACCCCAAGACCGUGGAGAUGAGGAGGAGCUUGGCCAAGGUUCUUCGUCAAGAGGUGGUUGACAAGAAGUAAGAGUGAAACAGAUGAAGUCAGCAAGAGAGAGAAAAGAGGUACUGCGGCAUGAGGUAAUGUGUUCUGUGGAAAUAUUGUCCUGGUAAUGGCGUGGUGAAGAUUCACAAGUGAGUAUCUAGAAUCGAUAGUUAGUUGAAAAUAUGCGAUUGAAAUUGAAAAGCAUGCGAUGAGAGGUGUGAGACGAGGAACGCAUUUGUUCUGGCGAUUGUACCAUGCGGUGACACAGAGGCUUUCAGUGUCACUAACUGAGCACAUGGACGAAGAUUGAGAUAUUUGUGAAGUGGGUACCGUAAUGUAGGUACUGCCGAAUACACAGUGAACAGGACAUGUCUGGUGCCUUACGUCGAAAGAGCGUUGACUGCAACCGAGUAGUAAGUCGUUUGUUGCACCAUUGCAAUUUUCGUUUUUCGCUUCACCUGUCGAUAUGUUAAGUUUUCGCGCUUCUUCGUCUUGACAGAACCCUCGUGCUCAAGUAGUCAAAUAAAUCAGAAAAGACAAA
Molecule: messenger RNA, 1497 nt
Organism: Amphibalanus amphitrite
Lineage: Eukaryota; Metazoa; Arthropoda; Thecostraca; Balanomorpha; Balanidae
Product: cilia- and flagella-associated protein 36-like
Exons: 1
Coding region: 81-998 (305 amino acids)
Cellular component (GO): axoneme; ciliary base
Source: RefSeq, a predicted model, not a curated record